ACAUCCAUCCGUCUUGAGUACUCUUCGCCAAACAACCAAAUACUAGAGCUUGCAUUGUUACUUGACCAUCAUCACCAUGGCUCUUCUUCCCUGCAGUCCGCUUCUUGUAAUUCCUGUCACCUUUUUGCUCACGGCAACAAUAAUCAUGGUUGUCGACUCCACGGCAUCGCCAAGCAACCACACCGACCUCGCCGCGCUGCUUGCCUUCAAAGCCCAGCUCUCCGACCCUCUCGGCAUCCUUGGGCGAAGCUGGACUGAGAACGUGUCCUUGUGCAGCUGGGUCGGCGUAUCGUGCAGCCGGCGCCGGCAGCGUGCCACCGCUCUCGUUCUGCCGGACGUUCCACUCCAGGGAGAGAUCAGCCCCCACAUCGGUAACCUCUCCUUCCUCUCCGUCCUCAACCUCACCAACGCCAGCCUCUUUGGUUCCAUCCCGUCGGAUAUUGGCAGGCUGCCUCGCCUGCGAUAUCUUCAUCUCGGUAACAACACCUUGUCAGAUUCCAUCCCAUCCGCCAUGGGAAACCUCACGAGGCUCCAGUUUCUGUCCCUGGACCGUAACCGCCUCUCGGGGCAGAUCCCGGCAGAGCUGCAAAAGCUGCACAAUCUUGCACACAUCAGUCUAUUUGCGAAUUACUUGAGUGGCCAUGUACCGACUCUUGUGUUCAACAACUCCAGCUCCUUAAGUUACAUAAGUCUUGGCAACAACAGCCUGUCAGGACACAUACCCGACGGGAUUGGCUCCUUGCCUAUGCUUCGAGUCCUUAUUGUUCAGAAAAACCAGCUCUCCGGCUCGAUACCACCAACCAUCUUCAACAUGUCCAUGCUUGAGGUGCUUUACGUCACUGAAAACAAUCUGACCGGGCCCAUCCCAGGAAACAAGAGCUUUAACCUUCCCAUGAUCCAGGUGAUGUCACUAUCUUAUAACAAAUUCCAAGGCCUGAUUCCACUUGGAAUCGCAGGAUGCCAGAAGCUCCAAAUAAUUGGCUUGGACAAUAAUCUCUUUGCGGAUAGUGUGCCAGCGUGGUUAGCUCAGCUAUCCCAGCUCUAUUGGAUUAGUAUUGGUGCAAAUGAUCUCAUCGGUCCGAUCCCCGGUGUCCUCAGCAAUCUCACCAUGCUCAGCAUUCUUGACAUGGCAUUUUCAAACCUAAGCGGAACAAUCCCAGAGGAGCUAGGAAAGAUGACGCAGCUUACAUAUUUGCACCUCUCAAAAAAUCAAUUGACAGGCCCCUUCCCUGCAUUUAUCGGUAACUUAACCCUACUGUCCAUAUUGGAGUUAGACGCGAACCUGCUGACUGGGCCAGUACCAAGGACCAUUGGGAACCUGACAUCUCUUAACCGCUUCAUUGUUAGACACAAUCAUCUACAAGGGGAACUCGACAUCUUUGCAGCUCUAUCCAACUGCAGGCAGCUUCAGUAUCUUGACAUAGCAGGGAAUUCUUUUAUAGGGACCGUUGCGGAUUCCUUUGCAAACCUGUCUAGCCAAUUGGAAGUUUUGGUCGCAUAUAGUAACAACAUAACUGGCAGUAUUCCAGCUACAAUAUCUAAUCUGGCAAACCUGAAUAUGCUAGACCUUUCUUACAACCAAAUAACCGGUACAAUCCCAGAUUCCAUAGGGCUACUAGAGAGUCUGCAGUUUUUAGACCUCUCCAUGAAUACCAUGUUUGGCCCAGUCCCGGCUCGUGUUGGUACCCUAAGAACAAUAAAUACCAUUUAUCUCGAUAACAACUAUUUUGAUGGCUCCAUUCCUGAUAGCCUUAGUAACCUAAGCGCGUUGCAGUACCUAUCACUGUCAAAUAAUCGGUUGUCAUCAGCCAUACCCACGAAUUUAUUUAACCUUAGUACCCUUCUCGAACUAGAUCUUUCUCACAACACCAUAACAGGUACAUUGCCUUCUGAUCUCAGUUCCUUGAAAGCAAUUGACCUCAUAGAUAUCUCUAUGAACCAUUUGUCUGGUAGCCUCCCAAUUUCGUUUGGAGAGUCCAACCUCUUAAUAACCUAUCUAAAUCUGUCACACAACAUUCUAAGCAAUUUGGUCCCAAACUCUUUCAAACGUUUAAUUACUUUAGAAACAUUAGACCUGUCUUAUAACGAUCUUUCAGGUGGCAUACCAAAGUACUUCGCCAACUUAACCUAUCUGACCACUUUGAACCUAUCAUUCAAUAAUCUCGAAGGUCAGAUACCAAAUGGAGGUGUUUUCUCAAACAUCACCUUGCAAUCUUUGAUGGGGAAUGUCGGAUUGUGUGGUGCUCCACGUCUAGGAUUUUCACCAUGUCACAAGUCCCACUCAAUUGAUAUUCGCUUCCUGAAGUUUGUACUCCCAAUUAUCACAGUGACACUUGGUGCCAUUGCUGUUUGCUCAUACUUGAUCAUUAAACGCAAAACUAAAAAGCCAGAUGUUACAACUUCUUUUGCUAUGGUUGAUGCGAUCGGCCAUAGGCUAGUGUCCUACCAUGAAAUCGUUCGUGCCACUGCAAAUUUCAGUGAGGACAACCUUCUUGGAACGGGAAGUUUUGGCAAGGUUUUCAAGGGUCGACUUGAUGAUGGUUUGUUGGUUGCAGUCAAAGUUCUAAACAUGGAGGUUGACCGAUCUGUGAGGAGUUUUGAUGCAGAGUGCCAUGCCUUGCGGAUGGCCAGACAUCGCAACUUGAUAAAGAUAUUAAACACGUGUUCCAACUUGGAUUUCAGAGCACUGCUACUUCAGUUCAUGCCCAAUGGUAGCUUGGAGUCAUACUUGUACACCGAAGGCAGGUCUUGCGAAGGAGCAUUACUUAAAAGGCUGGAGAUUGUGCUAGAUGUAUCCAUGGCUAUGGAAUAUCUGCACCAUCGGCACCACGAGGUUAUCCUGCACUGUGACUUGAAACCUAGCAAUGUGCUAUUUGAUGAAGAUAUGAUUGCACAUGUGGCGGAUUUUGGCAUAGCAAAGAUCCUGUUAGGAGAUGAUCACUCCACGGUUUCAGCAAGCAUGCCAGGGACAAUCGGAUACAUGGCGCCAGAGUACGCACUCAUGGGACAGGCAUCCCGGAAGAGCGAUGUUUUCAGCUUCGGCAUCAUGAUUCUUGAGGUCUUCACGGGGAAAAGGCCUACACACCCCAUGUUCGUUGGAGGAUUGACCCUGAGGCAAUGGGUUUCUCAGGCUUUUCCUAGAAAUCUUAAUAAUGUUGCAGAUGAGAAGCUACUGCAAGAUGAAGAAGCACGUCUUUGCAUUGGUAAUCAGACGGAGAUUUCCUUGGCAUCUUCUUCGACUAGCAUGGAUAACAACUUCCUCUUGUCAAUAUUUGAGGUGGGCCUGAUAUGUUCCAGUGAGUCACCUGAGGAGAGGGUGUCCAUGAACGAUGUGGUUUCAAAGCUGAAGGACAUAAAAAAGGACUACUCUGCAGCCUUGCAACGCCUACAUAUCACUAGAUAAAUCCUCCGAUAUAUGACAUGCAUUGCGUCAAUUUGGGUUUCCAUUGUUCUGCAAGAACAACUCGUUUAAUUGCAUACAUGCUGCAAUGCUAUUUAUUGUUCUUUAGCUAAUUGGCAUAUCUGCAAGUUAGUCAAAUAUUGUUGUAUCAAUGUACUAGAAUAUGUUUGCAUAAACCCUGACGAACUGAUGAUGAUUUAUGACUGUGCCAUCUCA
Molecule: messenger RNA, 3616 nt
Organism: Panicum virgatum (switchgrass)
Lineage: Eukaryota; Viridiplantae; Streptophyta; Magnoliopsida; Poales; Poaceae
Product: putative receptor-like protein kinase At3g47110
Exons: 2
Coding region: 77-3403 (1108 amino acids)
Biological process (GO): protein phosphorylation
Molecular function (GO): protein kinase activity; ATP binding; protein binding
Source: RefSeq, a predicted model, not a curated record